AAAGUGGUCUGUUUCCAGCCCUUCAGCAUAGUUUGCAUUCCACUGCCAAGAAUGAACAUUUAUUUAUACAAACAACCAUCCUUACAAGCACAUCUCCCCGUGCUAUCCUAGGGCAGGGAAGUAAACAUAAUUUCGGUUCUCUUCUGUGUGGCUGCAGUUCUACAUUUCUUUUUUUUAUUCGGAGGCAUUUUUUUGCAAUGAAAGAUUAGUGCAGUUCAGUCACCUUCCUGUGCUACAAAUCUGCUCAGAAAGAGACUGGAAUGCUCUUUUAUUUCCUUACAAUGAUUUUAUUUUAUUCCACUCUAGCGGUGGUGCCAGUUUCCUGAUAAACCACUUAGGGGUUCGUGAUGGCUCAGCAAGCAGGUUUUACACGAGCUCUCACUCAUGCUGGAACCUCGGGGGCUCUGUGUAACUCAAACAGGAAGCCCAAGUGCCCGUUUUUCUCAGAAACACCCCAGCAACAAGUCCAUUAGCGGGUGCUGCGCUACCCCACUUCUUCCAGGCGUGCAGCUGGCACUGUCAGAUCAGCGGCGAACCAGCGGCAGCUACCAGGCCACCCUGUCCUCUGGGUCCUAGUGGGAUUCUCGUCCUCCCUCCCUAGACUGCCGUGCUCCAUGGGAGGCUUCCUGAAGCACCCUGAGUGACCGUGCAGGAGGUUCUGAGAAAGAAAGGAUAUUCCAACAGUCGCUUACUGAACUCCACCCGAACGAGCACUCAGUGAGAUAGAAAACAGCAGCAUGAACGAGAGCGUCAGUGCUGAAAGGUACGGCGAUGUCAGUUCACUUCGCAUGGAUCUCUCCAACCUUGUCACCUGGGCACACACUCACGGGAAUAUAUGCAAACAAAUCCCAGCCUUUGAAGUGGCGCAGACCUCGGGUCAUCCCGGCAGAGACAAUUCUAUUCUGUGGAUGUGUGGGGGCGGACAUGCAUAUCACUGGCCGUGUGGAAAAUUACACUUCAGAAGCAGAGAAGAGAAUGAAGCCGUAGAAAAGAGAAAGAGGCUAACGUCCUCCGAGGCUCCAUCAAGGGAAGCUAAUUCAGGUGGAAAAAGAAUCAGGGUAACCUCAUCUUUUGAGAGGGCUAGAACAGGCACUGUUGCCACAGGAUCACAUCGCAGAUCUCCAGGGGUCACUCAACAAAGAGAUGACACAGUCUACAUAGUACAUAAUGAACCAGCACCCAGAGAAAACCAGAAAAACAGCAAAUCCAUGAAACCCUGCUUUGCAGCGGAACAGCACGUGUCAGUGUCCAAAGGUGAAAUCAAAACAGACGUACAUACAGUGAAGCUAGGAAGCAAUGAAGAUCUACAAAUCAUCUCUGAUGAUGAACAGCAUAUAUCAGAUGCAGAAAACCAAGGAGACAGAAUCAGACAGAAUAUUCUUUCAGACUUACCACUAACUAGCUGUGUAACUGCUGAGGCAGAUUUGCAAAUGCAUCAUGAUCAGAAGACUGCAAUUAUCAAGCAGCCAGCCACUCCCACAUCUGGCUUCGCCCCCACAGAAAAGCCACCCUUAACUCUUCCCUCUAUUCUAAAAUCCCCUGUAAGCAAUCAAAAGAUCCUGGGAAGCAGCUUCGUGUGUCAAGGUCCUCCUAAUCCUGUGGAGUUCACAAGUGAAACUUCUACAGCAAGGAACUGCACUGGGUCAGCAACACCAAAAGAACAGUUAAAACAGAUUUCUGUCUCCAACGCUGAAGCAAAAUCCCAACUGGAGUCACCCACUUCCGUGACAUUCUUUCAGUUUGAAGCCUCUGUAGAUGUCCAGCAGCAACUCCACGUGUGCUGUCCCGAGUGUGGCACGCCAGGAACAGGCUUCAGUGGGAAUGGUACUGAAAACCCUCCUGAGGGGAGCAAACCGUCGGUAUCUGAGCUUACACCUCGUCAUUCAGCCUCACUGAGUCCGGAAAGCAAGAAUUCAGACCAUCCAUCUUCAAAGAGAAGUAAGAUAGUCUGGAGUUUUAUUCCUGGAAGGGUUGGCGGGCAUGCGGAUGGGCUGAAGAAGAGAAACCGUAAUGCUGGCGACAUAAAGAUUUUCAGAGACUGGCUGGUUUUACAUUGCCCUUCUGAAGUGCGCGAGAUCUACAAGCUGCCGCCUGAAGACCUCGAUAAUUACCUGGCCUGGUUCUACAGUUCCGCAAAGAAACAAAAUGGCAUGGAUUUUUCCGCCAACUCUUUGUACUUCUUUCAGAGCAGCAUAGACAGAUACCUCAAGGAUCACAAUUACGAGUACAGCGUGGUUAAAGGAGUGGAAUUCAGAACAUCUCAGGAAGCCUUAAAACUAAAGCGUCAGCAUCUAUCUCAAAAAGAGAGAGAGGGAGAGUGGACUAUUUUAGAGAACCUGACAGAUGAAAACGUGGAUGCCCUUCGUAAGAACGGGCUGUUGAGUCAGAUGACCCCCCAGGGCUUUUUGCACCUGAUGCUCAUAAAUAUCAUUAGGGGGUUUGGGGCAAGUACACACAAUCAGAGCCAGAACCUGUACUGGGGGCAGCUGGUGCUAAGAAAGGAUGAGGCAGGGCUGGAGUACCUGGAGUGGAAGAACGACCUCCAUGCAGAGGAAACUACAGGGGAAGCAGCUCCACACCUCUUUGCCAGGCCUGACAACCCAGAUAACUGUCCGAUCCAGGACUACAAGAAGUACGCUAAGAAGAGGCCGCUGGACAUGCUUCACGACUACGAUCCGCUUUAUCUGUCUCCCAAGCCCCUGUACUCCAUGUGGGACCAAGUAUGGUACUGUAGAAAAUCACUGACAAAAUCCAAAAUGGAAAAAAUGCUGAAAGUUAUUAUCCAGCAAGUCAAAGGAACUGAAAAGAAGGCCAAGAAGUAAAGGUAUCCGCUGAUUUCUGUUGUACCACUUCGAUAGGAGCCUGUUUCAGAGUAGCAUUUCAAAGGUUUAAGUAGCGAUAUUUAGCAGAGGUUGAAGAGAACAUCCAUCCCUUCAGUUUCACCUUCGAGCAUCUACAGAUUUGCAUUACUUUAGCUUUCAAGUGAAGUGAAAAACUUCUAUUAUUCUUUUUCUUAACAGAAUUGAUUAUUCAGGAAGUUAAAUAAAUAUGAGAAUUCUGUUUUUACAAAUGUGAAAAGUUAAUGUUCUACUGUAUUAUUAGUGACGUGAUAAAAUGCUAGCACUACCAGGGAGAGGGCUCCACAGCUGAAUAACAAGCUGCACUUGUAUUUAGGGGAGCUGACACUUGCAAACUGUAUUUAGUCUGCCGUGUAACAGCCUAUCAUAAAGAGAUAAAUAAUACGAGUUAGUUCUGGGGUGGAAGGAGGAGGAUGAAAUACCAUGUUUGCCAGCUGCUAAUCCAUAGCUCAUAGGAAUGCUUUCAACAAGGUUUAUGUCAUUUUUCUUAGUGAAAGAUUUGUAGACUUAAGAAAUCCUGACUGUUUUAAAAGUUAUUUAAAUAUCUGACAGUGUUGAAAAGUUUUAUGGUGUUUUCCCCAGAGCACUAAAUAUAGCCACAGAAGUAGUCUUUGGUAGACGUAGUCAACUUCUUUCAGCUGUUUGGUCAAUAUACUCUCUAACAGUCCAGUCAAGUUGUUGGAGUGAAUUGUUGACGUGUUCUAAUAAAAUAAAGUCU
Cygnus atratus (black swan) is the source of this 3576-nucleotide messenger RNA. RefSeq lists its product as uncharacterized. Bases 738 to 2822 code for a protein of 694 amino acids. The record is from RefSeq and is a predicted model, not a curated record. The transcript has 5 exons. NCBI's taxonomy places the organism in Eukaryota, Metazoa, Chordata, Aves, Anseriformes, Anatidae.